Molecule: messenger RNA, 2215 nt
Organism: Sinocyclocheilus grahami
Lineage: Eukaryota; Metazoa; Chordata; Actinopteri; Cypriniformes; Cyprinidae
Product: PHD finger protein 14-like
Exons: 12
Biological process (GO): negative regulation of transcription by RNA polymerase II
Cellular component (GO): Sin3-type complex; nucleus
Molecular function (GO): transcription corepressor activity
Source: RefSeq, a predicted model, not a curated record
GACAUUGCGGAUCCAUUCUUUGCCUAUUGCAAGCAACACGCAGACCGCUUUGACAGGAAAUGGAAAAGGAAGAACUAUCUGGCCCUGCAGUCUUACUGCAAAGUGUCUUUGCAGGAAAGGGAGAAGCAGCUCACACCUGAAGCUCAGGCUCGAAUAACCACUCGGCUCCAGCAGUACAGAGCGAAAGCAGAGCUGUCUCGAAACACUCGGCCGCAGGCGUGGGUGCCCCGAGAGAAGCUUCCCCGGCCGCUCACCUCUAGUGCAUCAGCCAUCCGUAAGCUGAUGCGUAAAGCAGAGCUUAUGGGUAUCAGCACAGACAUCUUCCCCGUGGACACAUCUGAUACCAGCGCAAGCGUGGACGGACGGCGUAAACAUAAGCAGCCUGCCCUCACGGCAGACUUCGUUAACUACUACCUAGCAAUGUUCACAGAUUUGUGUACACCUUUGCAUUUGUACGUUAGUCCGUCCGUGCGUGCGUGUGUGUGUGUGUGUAACAGACUAAGCUGCCCAACUUGUCCUUGUCUUAUCUUAUCUCCCGCCUUGCUGCGGUUUUAUCUGCCACAGCUGUGCGAGUCUCUGGAGGACCUGCAGAAUGUCAAUGGCCAGCUGAGGACCGAGGGCCAAGCCAUAUGGAGCAUGAUGGGGGGGAUCCUUGGACAGAAAUUGAACUCUCCUGCAGUUCUGAAAGCUCCCAAAGAGAGAAAGCCAAGCAAGAAGGAGGGAGGAUCACCAGGGAAGUCGUCGAGCCUCCCAGCUAUGCUCUACAGCUGUGGGAUCUGUAAGAAAAACCAAGACCAGCAUCUUUUACUGCUAUGUGACACCUGUAAGCUGCAUUACCACCUGGGCUGCCUGGACCCGCCUCUCACACGCAUGCCGAAGAAGACCAAAAACAGCUACUGGCAGUGCUCUGAGUGCGACCAGGCCAGCAGUGAUGAGGCUGACAUCGCCAUGGAGACGCUACCGGAUGGAACCAAAAGGUCCAGGAGGCAGAUCAAGGGACCAAUCAAAUUCAUCCCUCAAGAAAUGAGCCCAGAGCCCAAGAAGCUUCAAGUGAGAGGGACUAGAACCAGAGGCCAGAAGAGGCAGAGAACAUCCAUCUGCGAGGAGGAGAAUAUCGAGGAACCUUUGCCGCGGGAGCGCAGACAGAGGCAGUCGACUCUGCAGAAAAAGCCCAAAGCCGAUGACACGCGGACCGAGUGCACCACCUGCAAGGGCCCCGGCGACAAUGAAAACCUAGUGAGGUGUGAUGAGUGUCAGCUCUGUUACCACUUUGGCUGUCUGGACCCUCCCCUGAAGAAGUCGCCCAAACAAACCGGCUAUGGAUGGAUCUGUCAGGAAUGUGACACCUCUUCAUCAAAGGAGGAAGAUCCACAAGAGGUUGAGGAGUCUGUGAAAGAGGAAAGCACUGAGCAGGAGAUCCCAGACUGAAAAUCUGUCAACAUUACCUCACAUGAAGUAAUCGUCUUGUCUACACAGUCAGCGCCAUCACCUCAUUUCCUGCUGAAUAGCGGGAUGCAAAAUAACUCACAAAUUAAAUCAACAGACGUGAACUGCCACUGCCUCCUUUGUUAACCAGAAAAAUGAUUAAAUGACCACAAUUGCCAGCUUAAAAAAUUGUCAAUGCUGUGAUCUCUAUAUAUUUUUUCAAAGAAUCUAUGUUCAAGUCCACCGUCAAGAAUGCUGCGGCUGAUCAUGAUCUGCAUAUGAGCUUGUUUCUACCUUAAAUAUACCGUAUGUCCAGUCAAAGUUAUUUUUCAUACACUAACUGACAUUUCCCAUGACUCAUGGAUGAGAACAUGGUAUCCAGAGAUUACUCAAGAGCGUUUCUGAGCGUAUUUUUUAUAUACAGAGACUGCACACUAUUCGUUCCUGUUCCGCCAGCACCCUCUUCAAUUAUCAGCUUUAUAAUACUUGCUUUUGUUUUUAUUUCAUAUUUUUAAACACCAAUGCAUUAUACGCAUAUGAACUUGCAUUGACAGUAAAACUGACAGUGGCUUGUGAUAUAUAAAAAAUGCAUUACUUCCUGAUGUAAGAGCAAAGUCUAUUUUAUUAUUUUUUACAAAUCUGAUUUUUAUAACUACAGUGUAUUCCAGAACAUCCUUUAUCAUUGACAGUGUUGUUGUCUGCGCUCAUGUUUGGGGCUAUUCUCAGUUUUAAACAUUAUUUCAGUGUAAAAAUAGUGGGACAAUUCAUCUGCCUCAAAGCUUGAGUUCAA